Molecule: messenger RNA, 3708 nt
Organism: Callorhinus ursinus (northern fur seal)
Lineage: Eukaryota; Metazoa; Chordata; Mammalia; Carnivora; Otariidae
Source: RefSeq, a predicted model, not a curated record
UGGCGCCUGCAGUCGCCGCGUGCCUGGGGUCGGACAUUAGUCGAGCGGCCCUGCGGAUGCCGACUAGGGGAGGGGGGCCGAACUAACUUAACCCGAGUCUGUAGUGUGCAGAAUCGGCGCCGGGGGUUGUUUAACCCGACCUCGUCCUGCCGCAGAGCCGUGCCGGGCCCUGAAGCUGGGACAGGCCCGGCCUCGGCCGCGAGCCCGUGGACGCCCAGCUCAGGACCCUCAGGCCUCUGCCUGUGCCUGGAGGAGAGCAUGGAAGAGCAGGAUGAGAAGCCCCCAGAGCCCCUGAAGACCUGUGCACAGGACUCUCUCCUUCCUCCAGAGAUUAUCGUCAAGGUCGAGAGAGAAGAUGCUGGGUCACUGGCCCUUCCAUCCCAGGAAGGAGUGAACUUCAAAAUUGUGACUGUGGACUUCACUCAGAAGGAAGAGGGCACUUUGAACCCUAAUCAGAGGUGUGAUCCUAGAGAUGUGAUCCUAGAGAACUACAGGGACCUGGUCUCUUGGGACUUGGCAACGGCACUUGGAAGAAGAGAAUCAACAUCAAAGCAGAACAUUUUUGAUGAUGAACCAUCCCGUGGAGUGAAGGUAGAAAGGUUGACAAGAGAUGAUCCUUGGUUAUCUUCGUGUGAAGAAGUUCAGGAUUGUAAGGACCAGUUUGAAAAGCAACAGGAGAAACAAGAGAGACUUUUGAAAGAAAUGGCAUUUACUCACAGGAAAGCGAUUACUUAUGAGAGAGUCCAUAAAAGUGAUGAACUUGAAGAGAAAAGUGGUCUGAAUUCCAGUCUUUUUUCACCCCAGAUGAUACCCAUAAGAAACCAUUUUCAUAAACAUGCCUCACAUGUUAAAAAAUUGCAUUAUAAUUCCAUUGUAAACACUAAUGAGACGAUUAAUGACAGUGAGAAACUCUGUGAGAAUAAUGAAUGUGGAAACCCUCGCCAGAACAUUCACCUUAUUCAGUUUACAAGAACUCAAACAGAAGAUAAAUCCUAUGGAUUUAGUGACAGUAUUCAAUCUUUUAGCCAUGAUGUACCCCUAAAUAUACAUCAGAAAAUACACGCAAGAGGGAGAUCCUUAGAUUUUAAGGAAUGUGGGCAAGUUUUGAACCACAGUAUAUCCCGUAAUGAACAACAGAGAAUACCUGUUGAAGAGAGUCAAUAUAACUGUAGUCAAACCUCCCAGAGUUCUCUUGCUCAAAACAUGAGAAACCAUUCUGAAGAGAAACCCUUUGAAUGUAAUCAGUGUGGGAAAUCCUUCAGCUGGAGUUCUCAUCUUGUUGCACAUCAGAGAACUCACACCGGGGAGAAACCUUAUGAAUGUAAUGAGUGUGGGAAAUCCUUCAGCCGGAGUUCUCAUCUUGUUUCUCACCAGAGAACUCAUACUGGAGAGAAACCUUACAGAUGUAAUCAGUGUGGGAAAUCUUUUAGCCAGAGCUAUGUUCUUGUGGUGCAUCAGAGAACUCAUACUGGAGAGAAGCCCUAUGAGUGCAACCAGUGUGGGAAAUCGUUCAGGCAGAGCUAUAAACUUAUUGCCCAUCAAAGAACUCACACUGGAGAGAAGCCCUACGAAUGCAAUCAAUGUGGGAAAUCCUUUAUCCAGAGCUAUAAACUUAUUGCACAUCAAAGAAUUCAUACUGGAGAGAAGCCCUACGAGUGCAAUCAGUGUGGAAAGUCCUUUAGUCAGAGUUACAAACUUGUCGCCCAUCAGAGAACUCACACAGGAGAAAAACCCUUUGAAUGUAAUCAGUGUGGAAAAUCCUUCAGCUGGAGCUCUCAGCUUGUUGCACAUCAGAGAACUCAUACUGGAGAGAAACCCUAUGAAUGUAAUGAGUGUGGAAAAUCUUUCAACCGCAGUUCUCACCUUGUUAUGCAUCAGAGAACUCAUACCGGAGAAAAACCCUAUGAAUGUAACCAGUGUGGGAAGUCCUUUAGCCAGAGUUAUGUUCUUGUUGUGCAUCAGAGAACUCAUACUGGAGAAAAGCCCUAUGAGUGCAAUCAGUGUGGAAAGUCCUUCAGGCAGAGUUCAUGCCUUACUCAACAUCAAAGAACUCAUACUGGAGAGAAACCUUAUGAAUGUAAUCAGUGUGGGAAAACAUUCAGCUUGAGUGCUCGACUUAUUGUACAUCAAAGAACUCAUACUGGAGAAAAGCCCUUUACAUGUAAUCAGUGUGGGAAGGCUUUCAUUAAUAGUUCUAAACUUAUUAGGCAUCAGGCAACUCAUACUGAGGAGAAACCCUAUGAAUGUAACUAGUUUGGAAAUCUUUCAGCCAGAGUAUAUUUCUUUUUUUUUUUUUCCUUUUUCUUGCAUUUCUUUCUCCUUUCUUCCUUCUUUCUUUUCCUUCUUUUUUUUUUUUUUUUCUUUUCUCCUCUUUUCUUUCAAAUGUUAACCUUCUCUUAUUGUGUAUCUGGAAGUUCGUUCUGGAGAAGAAAGAAAAACAAUGAAUCACAUAUUUACUUCAACAAUUUUCUAUUAAAAAAUCAAACUUGGCCCUUAUGACACAUUGCCACAUAAGUAAUAAAUAUUGGCACUUUUCCUUGCAGAAAGCACUCUGACCGGAAUCUGAGGAAAUUACCAUGAAAUGGACAACUUACUGUGCAGUGAUUGCGAGUGAGGUAGACCUCUUUAACAAUAAAGAGUGAGAAUGCAAACACUGGUGGGCUUGUUGAGAAGAUUGGAAAAUUGCUAUAGUUAUUGGAACCUAGGCUGGGAAACGGUAUUUCAGUACCAUUUUAUGACAUGAUUUCCCCAGUAGCUACUUUGUAAUCUCUUUUAUUCAGCACUUUCUAUUAUAUGUGAAGAUUUCAUAAAGAUAGGAAAAUGGCUAUGAUAUGAAGUGAAAAAAAAAAAAGCAGGCCAAGAGUAUAGAACAGCAAUUUCCAGAACCAUUGUGAUACUUGUGUAUGGAUCAGAAUUGAAAGGGUUUCUGGGUGUAUCUAUUUGAUUUUUAGGUUUAUGCCUGGCUUUCUCUUUUGGAAUGUGUGCUGUUUUACUAUAGUAAGUAAUAUGAGAAGUAAAAAUUAGACAAAAACAAAAACUAAACCAAAGAUUUCCAUCUUUGACCAUUUAGGAAAGACUAGGUUGCUAGAUAAGAGAUCCCUCAGGGUUCUGAGAUUUCCAUUUGGAUUAGUUUGAGUAGGUCACUCCUUCGGACUUAGAUUCCCAGGGAUUUUCCUCAUUGAAAAUAUUUCCCUGAGAAUGGGGAACUUGAAAUUUAGGCCAGAAGGGGUUCUAUAUGAAAGAUUGAGGAUAUGCAGGCUGUGUAGAGGGCAUAUUUUUAUAUUUACAAAGUAGUAUAAAGGAGCUCUAUUUUUAAGGUUCUGCCUUCCCCCAUGUAGUCUUUUUUUCCCCCCUCUGGAAUAUGUUUCCUAAUGUGAGAGUUUUCUGAGUGAGAGAGCAUUGUCAUGGCUAAGUGCUCAUCACCUAAAUUAAGCUUGCAAGAAUGAUUUUAGGUAAGAUUUGUAGCUAUUUGUUGGUUUCUAAGAUGCGGUUCAUAUGUCUUUCUGGCCUUUGCCCCUAAAUCAUAAAUUCUAAUCCUAUGGAUUAUCACGGACCUGAAACCUUUGAUCCUAGAGAGGUAAUAAAAAGUAAGCUCAGAGCUGAAAUGGGAGACCAGAGAACAGAGCUGAAUUCCCUGGAGGAAGAAAGAGAAACCAAAAGUGACAUCUGGGGGCACCCGGGUGGCUCAGUCGGUUAAGCGGCUGCCUU